AUGAUAUUUGAGUAUUUACCGAAAACAAUGUCAAACAUUGUCAAACAAAUUGGUGGUAAAUAUCCUGAUUAUAUCGACAUUAAAUUGUAUUCAUGGCAGUUGUUCAAUGGAUUGAGUUUUUUGUCGAAUAAUCAUAUUUGUCAUCGCGACAUAAAGCCACAAAAUUUGCUUAUUGAACCAAUCAGCGGUGUGCUAAAAAUUGCUGAUUUUGGUUCGGCAAAGUUUAUGAGAAGGAUGACAAAAUCUACUUCAUACCAGGUCACGCGAUAUUAUCGUCCGCCAGAACUAUUGCUUAAAGCCACUUACUAUUCACCUCAAGUUGAUGUUUGGUCUGGUGGUUGUGUAUUGGGGGAAAUUACUAAAGGCAGCAUAUUAUUUCCCGGCAAAAAUGCAAAAGAUCAGUUUAAAUUAGUAAUGGAUGCUCUCGGAAGUCCGGAUGAAACCGAUCUUAUGGAUAUGAAAGCGGCUAUAUCAAUCGCUGGUGCUCGUAUUGCACCACGUGGUCUCAGAUCCAUUCUACCUUAUGCCUCUGAGGAAAUUAUUAAUAUCCUUCAACGAAUACUUGUUUAUAGUCCCGAAAAGCGCUUGUGCGGUAAAGUAUUCUUGUCGGACCCAUUCUUUCAAGAACUUUUCGUUCCUAAUAAACGCCGAACCAACGGAACUUUUGUUUCCAAUAUAAUCACUCUGGAUGACUUACAAAAAUUACCGUACGUCUUUUUAAUCUCUAAUUUUGCAAAGAAACUCAUAGCUGCAAUAUUUUGCUAA
This is a messenger RNA of Brugia pahangi, 765 nucleotides long. NCBI's taxonomy places the organism in Eukaryota, Metazoa, Nematoda, Chromadorea, Rhabditida, Onchocercidae. The record is from the annotation of a GenBank genome assembly.